GUUCGGCCACGGCUCCGCUGAGCUGGAGAACAGUCUCUAUGUUGUCGGAGGUCACACGGCCAUCGCUGGAGUGUUUCCCGCCUCUCCAUCGGUCUCUCUGAAGCAGGUGGAGCGCUACGACCCUCUGAGUAAUAAAUGGACCAUGAUGGCUCCUCUCAGAGACGGAGUCAGCAACGCAGCCGUGGUCAGCGCCAAGCUCAAGCUGUUUGUCUUCGGAGGGUCCACCAUCCACAGAGACAAGGCCUCCAAGGUGCAGUGUUACGACCCCGUGGGGAACCGCUGGCACAUAGCGGCUGAAUGUCCUCAGCCGUGGCGGUACACGGCAGCGGCUGUCUUAGGGAGCCAGAUCUUCAUCAUGGGGGGCGACACCGAGUUCACCGCCGCCUCCGCUUAUCGCUUCGACUGUGAGACCAAUCAGUGGACUCGAGUGGGUGACAUGACGUCCAAACGGAUGAGCUGCCACGCCGUGGCGUCGGGGAAUAAGCUGUACGUGGUGGGCGGGUACUUUGGGACGCAGCGGUGUAAAACUUUAGACUGUUACGACCCGACGUCAGACAGCUGGAACUCCAUCACCACCGUGCCUUACUCUCUGAUCCCCACUGCCUUCGUCAGCACCUGGAAACACCUGCCGGCCUGAGGGGGAGGAGCCAAACACCAGGUGUGGAGGAGGAUCUCUGAGAGUCCAGCAGGACCAACAGGAGACUCUGGAUCAGUCCUGAACUACAGCUUCAUAAUGUGUUUCAAUAAUGUCUUAUCAAUCCUGAAAAUAACCAGACGUGUCAGGAUCAGUCUGCAGAGGGCGCUAAACGACUUGUUCACUCAAAGGUUGCCGAUAUGAAACCGAGAUUUUCACCAGACGGCUUCAAGCCUCUUACAUAGACUCUCUUCUCCCAGACCUGGAGAGCCCCCCCCCCCCCCCCCCGUGGCGUGCAGACAGUCCAUGGUCGUGCAGCGAUGUGACUUAAACUGACUUAAACUACCUUAACUUGACUUUUUCUUUCUUAGUGACUGAACUGGAUCCAGCAGAGGUCUACAUGAGGUCUACUUUUGAUACCACACAUUUGAAACAAUGCGACCUCUUCUUAUUUUAAAGAUGGACGGCAUCAAAAAGAACUGAAACUUCAAAAAACAGCUGCUUCUGUUUCAUCAGCCAAGACAGGUGUGAGGAGAGGAACCCACCAAAACAUCUCAGACAAACUCCUGCACACCUGUCUGAAGCGCAGUGUGCGAGAGAUUCUCUGCAACAAAUGACCCAGCAGACGAAGGGUUAAUGGACUUCUCUUCUGGCUGCCUCAGUGACAAACACUUUUUAAUGUUAUUAGAUUUGUACUUGAAUCAUAUGGAGGCAUCAUGAUGUCACCAGUCUCAUGUUGAGACUCUUGUGUGUGUGUUUGUGGUACAAACAACACAACUCACUUCUUCUUUUUGCCUUUUUGCAGUGAAAGUGUAAAGAGACCUCUGGUAAGCUUUAAGCUUUAGUUCUUUGAACCCUCAGGCAUCAGUUUGAUUCACGACCCUCUGAAGUCACUAAGGACAAAAAUGUCCACUUCC
Labrus bergylta (ballan wrasse) is the source of this 1551-nucleotide messenger RNA. The record is from RefSeq and is a predicted model, not a curated record. Lineage: Eukaryota; Metazoa; Chordata; Actinopteri; Labriformes; Labridae.